This is a messenger RNA of Zophobas morio, 4958 nucleotides long. RefSeq lists its product as uncharacterized. Gene Ontology annotation, biological process: positive regulation of Rho protein signal transduction. The record is from RefSeq and is a predicted model, not a curated record. Lineage: Eukaryota; Metazoa; Arthropoda; Insecta; Coleoptera; Tenebrionidae. Bases 195 to 4679 code for a protein of 1494 amino acids. The transcript is spliced from 8 exons. Gene Ontology annotation, molecular function: guanyl-nucleotide exchange factor activity.
UCGUGUUGAUACUGUGUUUUAUUGUUUAUAUAUAAAAAAGGUUAUUUUUCGUGUGCGUGUUUGUGACUUUUGUGACAUGUAAUUAAUAAGUGCUUUUGGAUAUAUUCUAUUAAGCAGCUGUUUUAGUCAUCAAAGAUUACAACAGGCAAAUAUAGUUGCUACAAACAGAGUGAUGCCCAAGCGUAAACAUUCUCAUGGCUGCAGUGGUUAGCCAUGCAAUGCGACGAUUUCCAACAACUCAGCCUGAUGCCGUUUAUCCCUACGGUUUAAGGCCUGAAGGAUCCCGAACGCCUUGGUCGUCGUCAGAUGAUGGAGAGAGCGCUUUAUCACGUUCAAUGCGAUACGCGGAUCCUUGGCUAUAUGGUAGUGUCCGAGCUCCUGCAGGGCUAGUUUUAACACCCGCCUUCGUGUUAUGCACAUGUUUGGAUUACGUUAACGGUACCAAGCGUUCUAACAAGAAGAGUCCUUCAACAUGCAAGAAAUGCAAAGGCACACGAUUACCUCUUUCGGCAGCGGAAAGCAAGUUCGGAACGGUGCGAUGUUAUCCAACGUCCACCACAGCCACACCUCUAAGAGCUGGCACCGUGCGGGUGGCUGGCUCUUCAUCGAGACCCUCGAUUCUGCCAUCUUCUGACCCCUAUGAUCUUAUGAGAAGGUCGAGGCUCUCAGUGUCCGAAGCAACUACGAGCCACUUUCGAGCACGUUCUAUUUCCCCUAGUAAGAGUAAAAGUACUGAGUCCAGAAGUCACAGUGCUAACAGAACCAAAAAUGGCCCCGUGGAAAGCUUCGGUUCGACGGCGGGUCGCCGUUCGAUCCUAGAAUGUGAUAUAAAUCCCUAUGAACUGAUGUCUUCUGAGUCCGAGCUCAGAGACGCGAGCAUAACUUUAGUUAAUGGCCAAAGAAUACGUGUUCGACCCCCUUCAGCGGAUUCGGAAUACGAAGAUGUACAAGUGAAAAGGCCGACUGCAUCAAAAACGCCCCAAGUUAAAAACAAAACUCCGUCGUCACAAAAGUUAAAUGAAAAGGAAUCUGAAUGUAACCGGUUCAAGUCUAUAUUAAAGAAACCAACGACAACUUUCAGUGACACGGAUUCAAACAGCCGCGAGCACAGCCCCUCGCCCGCGCAGAAAAGUGGGUCACACUUUUACCUGCCUAUGCCCGUCAACACACCCAGGAAAAAAGUGCAGUUUUUAGUAGAAAAUGAACUUGAAACUCAUGAACAAAGUAAUCGAAAGGAUGAUGAAGCGAAUUGCACUGUCGACGACUUACACGAAACGUCGUGCUCGGAGGAGUGCGAAUCUGAAUCGUCUAGUGAGGAAGUGCAGCAAGAAAAAUCAAAUCCAAAGGUCUGCAAAUUACGGAGAAGUGUAAGUGAACGUUUUAACAAUGAAGCGAGGAAAGUUGUAUUCCACGAUACAAUGGCAUUACGUUCACGUUCACGAAGUGAAGUGAGAAUUGCUUUCGGUGAACAAGAUUUGGAAAGAUUAGAUGGACUGACUUCAAGAACGAGGCGGAAAAGUCCAACAUCAUUACGUCCUAAUGAACCACCCCCGCCCCCGCCACCAGCGUCACCUGACAAAUUAGAAAACAAUGAACUCAAAACGUCCGGCUUUACUGACACGAUUAAAUUGGAUAAAAUAAAAAACAAAAAAGUAGAAUCAACUCCAAGGAAAACAAGUGACAUAAAAAAGAAGACAGAAAGUGCAGAAACUCCAAAGCCUGAACAAGUUGUUGGAAAUCAUAAAGCAAAAGACGUUAAGGAUUCUAAUAAAGAAAAAGGUGUUAAAAAUGGUAUUAAAAACGUAGUAAAGUGUAUAGAAGAACAGCCAUGUAACAAAAAACUUCAGGGAACAAAGGAAGAUAAAGUGGAAUUACAGCAAAUCAUCAAUGAUGUUCCGCCAUCCGCACCGCCUCGUAAAAGAAGCAACAACAAACAGCCACAUGUUCACAUUGUACAAACAGCUUCGGCUAUACAGUCUGUGCAUAUCGAAUCACCAAAUUCACCGAUUUCACCGACUGUUGAUCAGACAAACAAAACCGUUGUUCAAAUUAACGGAUCGCGGACAGUGCACAAAUUGCAAAUUAAAAACGAAUUCACAGAUGUUAUAAACGUUCAAACUGUUUCCGUGCUUGAUAGUCCUCAAAGAAAAACAUCUAUCAUGAUAACAGGUGAUGAUUGUUAUUCAACCGUAAACGUUAACGACGACGUUCCACUUUAUCAAUCUUCGGUUGUUGUUAAGGAUACUGUUCCAGAAACAACCGUAAUUCAGAGUACCAAAAAGAGCAGUUCCGUUUACAUUACCGGUAAUUUUAUCUCUUCAGAACCUGUAACAUCACCAGUUGAAAUUAAAGAUUGUGUGAAAGAAUUUAAGGUCAAUGAAUCGAAUAAUGAAUAUAUCUCAGAGAACAGCAGUGAAAGUGGUAAUGAAGAAUAUGAAGAGUGUGAAGUAAGUCACAAUGCAGAAGUGAAGAAAAGCGAAAUUAUUAAGAAAGCAGAUAAUAAUAUUCUUUUGGAUACGUUCGAUGAAAAUGACAUACCCUCGUCGGAAUUAUUGAAAGAACUUUUAAAAGAUCCUGUAGAAGCAGUUCGAAGAAACUUAGUCCCUCAUGUCUGUGGUAAAUCAGAUGUGCCUAGGAGACGACGUGCCAAGAAAUUCCUUCCCGAUGAGACACCUCUAGACUUAUCAGAAAAUACGGAUUGUUUACAUAAUUACUUAGAUGAAUCUUUUCUAAGGUUACAAAAUUCGAAUUUACUAGGAGAUGAUUUAAGUUCAGAACAUAGUUCGUCCACUCAAUAUGAAUUAAUGGAUGCCAGUUCUGAAUGUUACACAGAUCACAGCAAUCGAAGUUCUGUAACAGAGGAGGAGUUAGUGAACAGAACUAAAUUUUAUGAAUUAUUAGCAGAUUCAGCUGUAGUUGAAGUAUCAGAAAAUGAAGAUCACCAUUAUGAAAGUAUUAAAAAUAACUCCGAUCCGAUAUAUGAAGAAAUUGAAAUUCCGCCACCUUUGCCAACGAAUCCUCCACCAUUGAAUCUUUUAGACGAUUUACAUUUAGAUAAGGAAUACACUACAAGGUCCAUAUUUGAAGGAGCAUCGAAAUAUGAUAUUUUAAGUUAUUUAGUGGAUGCAAAGGAGAGAGGAAUUGUUCCUGAGGAUAAUUAUUCUUAUAACUUUGUUAAUAAUGGAAUUUCAGUAGACGACGAUACCAAAGAAUCUUACAACAGGGUAUGCCACAUGAGUACAGUAAGCGAUUCAAGUGAAGAUAAUAGUUUGAUUAUGCCAAGUCCUUUAUGUGAUGAUAAAUCUCCUUUUCAAAAAACAGCAGAAGUUGAGAGAAAUGAUUCUGGUGUAGGCUCUGAAACCAGUAAAAGUUCUUUGAGUAAAUAUAGGCUAAAACCUGAGACAUCGGUAACUUGUGAGGACUGUGAGUCGGUUAUCGAAUCUUCUGCUGAAACGGAACCGUUAAUUUGUCGAAAAUGUUUAAAGAAAAGGUCAGAACGCAAAGAAAUUAUUACAGAAAUAGUAGAGACUGAAGAGAAGUACAGUCGAGAUUUGCAAAUUAUUUUAGAAGAGUUCUAUCAACCUAUGCUAGUGGCUGGUUUACUGACACCAGAACAGUUAUCGGCAAUAUUUUUAAACGUGGAGGAACUUUUAGAAAACAGUCAAAGCUUAGCAGAACGGCUAAGAGAUGCAGUUGAAAUAGCUGUAGAACAAGGAGACGAAGAUCUCCUGACUGUAAAUAUCGGCAAAAUAUUUUUAGAAGCUGCACCUAUGUUACACGGUUUUGAAACAUAUUGUGUUCGACAAGGUGCGGCAAGCUUACUUCUGGCUAGUCUUGAAAAAGAAAAGGAACUUCUCCGAAUAUUUUUAAGGGUUUCUCAAAUGGAAAAUACGAUGUUAAGGAGAAUGAAUCUCAAUUCAUUCCUUAUGGUACCUGUUCAAAGAGUCACUAAAUAUCCUUUAUUGCUUGCACGAUUGUAUAAAGUUACACCUAUUCAUCAUAACACAAAAGAACAAUUAAAGGAAGCGCAACAUAAGAUUGAACUCCAUUUAAAUCAUAUGAAUUCUGAAACUAAAGAUGUGCCUAGCAAAUUAUGGCGAAGAAUUGGAAGUAGUAAUGGUAGAAGGUCAAGUACAGAAAUGGAUUUAGUAAACAUAAAGUUACGAAAAAUUGCUGUUGACGUUCUCGAAUGGAAUCACGACGAAGCUAAAUUUGCGUUAGAAGGCAAAUUGCUGUUUACUCAACCAACUGAUAACAACUGGAGAAAAGGGAGGACUAUAAAACUGACACCGGUGAAUGCCCUUCUUGUAAUUAACGGCAAGCCAUCAAUGAAUCGACCGGAACGAAACGAUGAAAAUAGUCUGAUAUUUUCACGGCAUUCAGCAGUUCGAGAAGCUGCUCUUCUUCUGGUUCGGGACAAGAACGGUCGGUAUUCCCUGUUACGAGAACCACUUUAUCUGGAUCGCUGUGUCAUCGCCGCUGACCCGGCGUGGCAGAGCUAUUUUGAAGUACAAGAACUCCUUGGAAAGGAUACUUUUAUAUUUAAGGCUGAAGACGAUGAACAAACAAAAAAAUGGUACACCCAAUUGCAGUAUCAUGCUCAAGGAAUGGGAGCCUGGAGAAAGCGACGUAAUGCUUUAGCCAAUAUAAUGAUAAAUGGUAUGGGUUUAAGAUCCUAACAACGUUCUUACAUAAGCAGUCUAUUUAUUUUGUUGAGAGUAAUGUUUUAAAAGCUUUAAAGCUAUUACAACAACAAGUGUUUCUUGUAAUUUGUACUUAGAAAUCGAUGUGUAAGUUUACAUUUGUUGUAAAUAUUUAGUAAUUUAGCUGUGAUAUUUUCUGGAUGUGGUAUUUGGGACUUCAUUUAUGUACUUCACAAACAGUAACAUGCUUGAUAAAAUACUUGUGGUUAGUGUAAUUUUAUCUUUUAUUAAUCACUGUAAAAAUUGUAAUUAAAU